Phoenix dactylifera (date palm) is the source of this 3064-nucleotide messenger RNA. Lineage: Eukaryota; Viridiplantae; Streptophyta; Magnoliopsida; Arecales; Arecaceae. The record is from RefSeq and is a predicted model, not a curated record.
UUCUUUCUCUCCACCUUUCUAUCUCCCUCUCACCACCCCUGAGUUCCACCUCAGGGUGCCGCAGAGAAUUCCAAAGAGAAGCACAGAAGAGAGAGGAAAGAAGAAGAGGGAGAGGAGGAAGAGAAAGGUGCAGAAGGUCCAAAAGAAGAGAGAGUGUGUGUUUCUGUCCGUGUGUGAUCACCUUGGGCUGGGAAGCAGCUACUUGGUGUGCAGAGGCGAAGUGUAAGAGGAGAAUUAUGAGCCCAACAGAAGGUGCGACGUUUCCGCUGGUGGCGGUCGCCAUUGAUAAGGAUAAGGGCAGCCAGAAUGCCUUGAAAUGGGCUCUCGAUAACAUUGUCGACAGGGGCCAGACCAUCACCCUGAUCCAUGUCAAUACCAAGCACCCGGCACCGGGGCACCAAGAGGACCCUACCUUUGCAGGCAGUCAUUCAAAGGAUCUAUUUGUUCCCUUUCGAUGUUUCUGCACGCGUAAAAAUGUACAAUGCAAGGAUAUCAUACUCGAAGACACUGAGAUAGCAAAGGCGAUCAUAGAGUUUGUCUCGCAUGCUGCUAUUGAAAAGCUUGUCGUCGGUGCACCUUCAAAAAGUGGAUUUGGAAGAAGAUUUAGGACUACAGAUGUCUCUACCAGUAUUUCCAAGGGUGCACCUGAUUUCUGCACCGUUUACAUCAUAUCCAAAGGGAAGGUGUCUUCCAUGAGGAAUGCUGUCCGAGCAGCGCCGGCCGUCUCCCCGUUCCGGGCUCAAAUUCAAAACCAAACAAGUAUAAGAAGUGAACAUGUAGACCCACAUCACCCUCAUGGUGUCAGAGGAGAGGCAGCAUUAGAGAAUUGGAAUGUGCAGAGCGAACGGGAACCAAUCAGGUCGCCAUUCACCAGAGGAACACGUGUCUUAACUGGAAAAUCAUAUACAGAGAGUAUAGGAGACAGUGAUAUAUCAUUCGUGAGUGGUGGCAGGCCAAGCAUCAAUCGCAUCUUUAAUCAGAGGUCGUCCAACAUGUCUGACGGCUUAGAUAGCAGCUUUGAGAUGCAAUCCCCACACAAGUCGGUGGGUGGCGGUUUCUCAUGUGGGACUGCAUUCUCUUCAAUGUCUCAGGACAGCACACCAUCAUCUCUCACCAUGGAAGAUGUGGAGGCGGAGAUGAAGAGGCUGAGACUAGAACUCAAGCAGACAAUGGACAUGUACAGUACAGCCUGCAAAGAAGCACUCACAGCCAAACAGAAGGCAAAGGAGCUCCAUCAUUGGAAGAUGGAGGAAGAGAGGAGGUUAGAGGAAGCUCACAUGGCGGAAGAAGCUGCCCUGGCUUUAGCAGAGAAGGAGAAAGCAAGAUGUAAGGCAGCCAUAGAGGCAGCUGAAGCCUCCAAAAGGAUCGCAAAGUUAGAAGCACACAAGAGAAUUAAUGCAGAAAUGAAAGCACUCAAAGAGGCUGAGGAGAAGAAGAGAGCAUUGGAUGCUUUAGCACAUACAGAUGUCAGGUAUAGGAAGUACACGAUAGAGGAGAUAGAAGUGGCCACGGAAUACUUUUCUGAGAAGCGGAAGAUUGGAGAAGGUGGCUAUGGUCCUGUUUACAAAUGCUAUCUGGAGCACACACCUGUCGCCAUUAAAGUUCUGCGGCCGGAUGCAGCUCAAGGGAGAUCUCAGUUUCAACAAGAGGUUGAAAUUUUAAGUUGCAUGAGGCAUCCAAAUAUGGUUCUUUUGCUGGGUGCCUGCCCAGAAUAUGGCUGCCUUGUCUACGAAUACAUGGCUAAUGGGAGCUUGGAAGAUCGCUUGUUCCAGCAAGGAAACACACCACCAAUCCCUUGGCAGCAUAGGUUCCGCAUUGCUGCUGAGAUUGGCACAGGCCUCCUCUUUCUGCACCAGACAAAGCCAGAGCCACUGGUCCACCGAGACCUUAAGCCUGCAAACAUCCUCCUCGACCGAAACUAUGUCAGCAAAAUCAGCGAUGUUGGCCUUGCCCGCCUGGUUCCCCCAUCUGUUGCGGAAAAUGUCACUCAGUAUCGCAUGACCUCCACUGCUGGAACAUUCUGUUACAUUGACCCUGAAUACCAGCAGAGUGGCAUGCUUGGUGUAAAGUCCGACAUUUACUCUCUUGGGAUCGUGCUGUUGCAGCUGAUCACUGCAAGACCUCCCAUGGGACUGACACAUCACGUGGAACAUGCAAUCGAGAAGGGGACAUUCACAGAAGUGUUGGAUCCAUCAGUCAUAGAUUGGCCAGUGGAGGAAGCCUUGAGCUUAGCCAAUAUAGCACUCAACUGUGCAGAGCUAAGACGGAAGGACAGGCCAGAUCUUGCUACAAUAGUGUUGCCGGAGCUUGAAAGACUGAGAAAUCUUGCAGAAGAAAAUAUGCAACAUUGUGCAUCUUUUGGCAGCUCACACACCUCACCCAUACACAGCCAAGUUUCUUUUCCGGAUGUCUUGAGCCCUCUACCUGGACAAUCUGGAUAUGAAAGCUCGAUAACCCGAUCAAGUGCAUCAUCCAUGUAUGGAAGAUGAUCAAGUGCUGCCUGAGAAUAUAGGGAACAGAUAAACCUGACAUAAAGCUCACUGAGAAGUACAGAAGGCUAUUUGCAUAAGGAGCCAAAAGAAUAACAUGAUUGCUCAGGCAGCUUUGAAACCAUUGCAGAAGCUGAAAAUCCAUAGUCAGCUUUUCAGCACUGAGUAAAACCAGUUGCUAUCUCAAGUAACAGAUCCUUCCCUCUGGGAACAGACAAGCAUGCUUAAGAAAAUAGCACAAGAUAUCAUUACUUCUCUUAUUCCCAUUUUGUUCAAGCUGGAGAUCCAACUUUUUAUUAGUUCCGAUGCCCGGAAAGAAAUGAUAAAAGAAGUCUCGAGUCAAGGCCUUUGCAGACUGGUGACAAGUCAUUGUGAAGGUGCAGCUUCUGCAUCAUGGUAUUGUCCAAAGCUCUAGGGUAAAGAAAUAUAGUUGUAAUCUGUAAUUUUCAGAUAUGCUUAUUUAAAAUAUGUACUGUCGAUACAACUACCACUUGUACCAUUUUACACUAAAAAUUUUCUCUUCUCAAUUUUUCUUUGAAAAAAUGAUUGCCAAAGCAGAACAGUUAUGAGAUAAA